Bipolaris maydis ATCC 48331 is the source of this 2360-nucleotide messenger RNA. Its product is annotated as PXA domain-containing protein. Gene Ontology annotation, molecular function: phosphatidylinositol binding. Gene Ontology annotation, cellular component: early endosome; extrinsic component of endosome membrane; late endosome. NCBI's taxonomy places the organism in Eukaryota, Fungi, Ascomycota, Dothideomycetes, Pleosporales, Pleosporaceae. The record is from RefSeq and is a predicted model, not a curated record. Gene Ontology annotation, biological process: endosome to lysosome transport; early endosome to late endosome transport; protein targeting to lysosome.
AUGGCGGAGAACAUGACCCAGGAUUCCGAUGUCCCUCUUUCGCAGCCACCAGGCCUUCGGGCCUCAGCACCACCUCCUCCAGGAACUACAGGGAACAACGUCCAUAAUCAUCCUCGUGCUACAAGCCCAAAUCGACUAGCUGAUUCUCAGAAGCUUCGGUUAGAUCCUACCUCGGACAAAGCGACUGCAGCGUUUAUUCGACGCACGUUGUGCUCCCACAAUGUGCUACUUGGCAACGGCGAGAAAGGACGCAGUACACCGCGGCCGAUUGAAGAUGUGCUACCUCCCUUGACAAGUUCAAAUGCGGUCGAUCUUCAGUUAUAUGGGGUAAUUUCUGUGAUCAUCAAGGAGUUCGUACAGACGUGGUACUCAAAGAUCACUCCAGACCAAGUAUUUGUCAAUGAAGUGAUUCAGAUCAUCGCUCAUUGUACCAGAGGUCUUGAGCAGCGCUUACGAAAAGUCGAUUUGGAAUCACUAUUGCUAGACGAGAUCCCUGAGUUACUUGAGUCCCAUCUAAGGUCUUUUCGCAUAGCGAAGCGACAAGCCACCUCGUACGAUUCACUAAUAUCAGACCCGCGUACAAUCUAUCAUACGCUCCACCCACACCCUGGACUCUCGCCUGUUCCAACGGACAUGAUUCCGGCCUCAGUUGUUGAGCAGCGAGAAAGCGAAUCAGCAUGGCGUCAACUGCUUGUUCACGGCGUAUUGGCUCUACUCCUACCCACUGAGGAUCUAGAGAAUGGGUGUCUUCGCGCACUAGUUGCCGAGAUCUUUGCGGAAAUGAUCCUCGGAAACGGCAUUAGCGGGAAAGCCUGUGAAGGCUGGGUGUUAUGGGAGGGUAUUACAAGAAUAGCUGAAGUGCUACAGACGGACGCUGCGAAAGAGAAGGACUCCCAAUCAGAAGGUUCUAACGGAGAGCAAUCAUUGACCCGUCUGGAACGCUACGGGCUUUUGCCGCAUGAAGGGACGGAAGUCAGGUCGACAGAGCGAUUGGACGCUGAACAGCAGCGCCCUAAGCACCCGCUAGCAUCGACAGCGGGACUUUUCUGGGCUGUUGUCCAAUAUGGAUUCAUGGCGUUUACUGCGGCGCGCGCAGUGAUCUUGUGUAUUGCGACAUCGUCUUCUCUCCCGUCGAGAUAUGUCACAAGCGAGCAGUCAUCGGGCCAAGCGCUUGGCCAAUUACAAAUGCCGCAAGCAGAAAUGACGACGUCAAGGCGCCCGUUGGGUGCCAAACGGCCCGUAGUGAGUAUGGCGCUGUGGAGCUGUGCAGCACAGGUUGUUGAACUAGACAGCCGCAUGCCUUGGCUGUCCGGUUUCACUUCAAUGGUCCAUCGUGCAUUCUUGGUCGGUCCAGGCAGGGUGGGUGAGACGGAUGGUGUAUUGGACAGUCAAUUUCGCUUGACAUGGGCAUUCGCCUCACUUUGUGAACCACAUCAAUAUCCCUCUCCACCUUCGCCCGACCCAUUGGCUCUAUGCGCCCUGGUCUCCGUCAUAUUCAACCACCAGCUACCUGUCCUGCGGCCUAGGUGGUCCAUCGAGGCCGCCAUACACACAUUUGUCCUGAUUCUGCACCAAUUGCCUUCAUACGUCUCCAUCGUAUUGCGGACACUAACCACGAGCAUGUGCAGAUUUCUCUCCCGCACUAUACACACCAGGAUCCUAAACCCCGCUUUCCUCCCAGUGGCGCUUCGCACCUUUCGUGCAACCAUUUUCCCCAAUAACACGCUUGGGCCCCCACGCCAAAUGCCAACGGACGAAGAGAUGAAGACGAUCAAGCACUGUUGUGCCGCUACGCUCCUCAAUCUAGUCCCAGCUAAGGUAGCAGCAACUUUUUUUGCGACCGAUGAGCGCGAGGCUCAGACUCAGCAAAUCGAAGACGUUCUAGGCUGCCUCGAUGACACGUACCUCAACAAGCACCUGAUUUUCCAAAUUGUGGAAUUGAUUGUCCUGCGUCUGUUCCCGGAAUUAGGGGAACAAAGCGUAAAGGAUCUUUUGGAAGAGCGUAUCAGCUGAGACGAUGGCAUUUGCACCAUCAUGAAUUUGCAACUGAAGUUGAAGACCCGCUCUUCUGUUGCCAGGCGCCGAACAAAGUCUCACCGCUCAGUAUGCGCGAACCGCUGGGCGCGGCCCGUCGCGCGCUUGUCACUGCUUCUACCUUGUUCAGGUGACUACUAGAUUCAUGACUUGGGUUCCUGGUCGCAUACAUGCUUCCUCUGCAGGUUUUUCCUUGUACGGUCGCAACAACAGCGACAACCGCAAUUACAUGAUGUACUGUCAUGUAUUACCAACUCACCGCGCACCCCGUAGUGAGACGUAGUAAAUACACCGCUGCUCCUUGUAAAGAGGGGUUUUGGCCAAUC